Messenger RNA from Hyaena hyaena (striped hyena), 2622 nucleotides. It is a transcript of the gene TMEM26, whose product is annotated as transmembrane protein 26. NCBI's taxonomy places the organism in Eukaryota, Metazoa, Chordata, Mammalia, Carnivora, Hyaenidae. Bases 315 to 1421 code for a protein of 368 amino acids. The transcript is spliced from 6 exons. The record is from RefSeq and is a predicted model, not a curated record.
CGGGAUUGAGAGGGGAGUGGGCAGCGCUCGGGAAUAACGCCCCGGACCCGGAGCCCCGGCUGCACAGCCUCAGACUUCCCAGAAAGCCCGCAGUCUAGACAAGCUGGGUUCAGAUUCUCCCCUCUCGGAGAGUUCUCAGGAAGUUUGGGGGAGGGGCGAGCCGCUGUCUCCCGUUCUCCGGGCGCGGGAGGCUGAGCAGGGGCUGCGGCGGCAGCGGGGCUCGAGCGGUCACGUUCCCGCCCACCGGCGGGCUCCGGGGCUCCCGCAGGGCCGCCAGGCGCGGGCGGGGGCGGCGGGCAGAGCGUGCGGGCGGCAUGGAGGCACUGGUCCUGCUCAACGCCCUGGCCACCCGGCUGCUGUUCUUGCUGCACUCGCUGGUUGGGGUCUGGCGAGUGACCGAGGUGAAGAAGGAGCCGCUGUACUGGCUGCUCGCGCUGCUCAACCUCUUGCUCUUUCUGGAGACUGGGCUCACCCUCAAGUUCAAGCGCGGCAGAGGCUACAAAUGGUUUUCACCAGCCAUAUUUUUAUAUCUGAUUAGCAUUGUUCCAUCAUUAUGGCUUCUUGAAAUGCACCAUGAGACCCAGCAUUGCAGUAGCCAGUCUGAAGGAACGUCACAAAAUACCAGCAGCAAAGAAAACUUCAAUCAAACUCUGAUGUCAAGCGAACAAUCCAAUGGAGCAGGUGAUCUCAUUAAGACGGCCAGAGUUUUUGUAAAUAACUUAUCCACAGUGUGUGAGAAAGUUUGGACUUUGGGACUCCAUCAGACAUUCUUGCUAAUGCUCAUAAUUGGAAGAUGGCUCCUACCCAUCGGAGGUGGCAUUACUCGGGACCAACUCUCUCAACUUCUCCUUAUGUUUGUGGGGACAGCUGCUGACAUACUGGAAUUCACAAGUGAGACCCUGGAGGAACAAAAUGUGAGGAAUAGCCCUGCCCUAGUCUAUGCCAUCCUUGUUAUAUGGACCUGGAGCAUGCUGCAGUUUCCACUUGACCUGGCAGUACAGCAUGUCGUCUGCCCCUUGUCUGUGGCAACGAAGGGGUUCCCCAGCCUGUUUUUUUGCCAGUACAGUGCUGAUCUGUGGAAUAUUGGAAUCAGCAUCUUCAUACAAGAUGGCCCCUUCCUUGUCGUGCGUCUCAUUUUGAUGACCUAUUUCAAAGUGAUAAACCAGAUGCUGGUGUUCUUUGCCGCAAAGAAUUUCCUUGUGGUAGUGUUACAACUCUAUCGCUUGGUGGUGCUGGGGAUGGAUGUCCGUGCUUCCUUGAGAAAUCAGCCAGGAAGACUAAAGGCAGAGCACAGCUGCCCAUGUGAACAAGCUGUGAGUGAGAUCUCACCUGGAGACUGGGCGCGUGGUUCUAAUGGGGGCUUGGAUACCCCCUUGCAGGCCUUGCCUGUCACCCCUGAGGACUCUCACCCCACACCGUAGUUCCUUACUGACAGCAGCAUGCAGCUAGAACAUUCGACUUUCUGGUUCCUCUUACAGACAGAAUCCCCCCCCCUUUUUUUUUUAACUUUGGCAUAUAAUAAUUUUCAAAAGAACAACAUAAAAAGUAAAGCCAAAGCCGAGGAAUUUUCUUUUUUUGACUGAAUGGAAAGAACUUUGAUUAGUGCCUAUUGCUACAACUUCUGUGUGAUGGUAUCAGAUGUUAUAGUUGUUCAACGACUAAGUGAUUUGUUUGUCUUGAACUGUUUGAAAAACUAUGGAUGGGGUUACAGUGACAUGCCCUCAAAAGAUUUAGUGCAGACAAACUGUCACGGCUCUUACCUGAAAAUAGAGAAGCUUUGAACUUUGGCUCCAUUGUCAGACUAUCUCAUCUGAUCUUUUCUGCAAUGUCCCUGACAUCAAAAAAUGUACAUUCAGUGAAUGCAGAACAAAUGAAGGGAAAAGUGCUUUUAAAAUUACCUCACUGUGAGCUGGAAGCAGUGAAAAUCUCUGCCCAGCUUCCAUAGCAUUGAGAGCCCUCUUCAUUGCUGCACAGACCUUCCCAGGAAAAUCAUUUUUCUGGGCUGAUGUGGUAUUCUGUCAUGGCGCAUAUGCUCCUACAGAAAUAUUAUUGCUUCUGGCUUGGACACUGUGAAAUUCAUAGCAAGCCAUUUUGGUUGUGAGGCAGGAAAUACUGGUAAUGCUAGCAAAGUCACAAUUUCCACCCUGAAACAUGAUUUGUGGUAUUUGUCAGUAUUUUUCUUAACUCUACCAUUUUCUCCAAUGCCAAGUCGAAUUAUGUGGGUUGGUGAAAGGAAGCACCGAGGCAGUGAAUAAAGGUGUUUCAGGCCCUUUAAGUGUUAUCACAGUUUCUGGAGUCCACCAGCGGUGGACCGAAUUCCCCUAAGCUGCCACUACCACCUUUGCUGCCUUUGCUCUCAGAGAAGGUGUUGGGGCUGGAGGCUGGCAUCAGCCCUACACACAGCCAACAGCCCUUGAUCAGUGAUGGGGCUCAGAGCUCAGAAGAUGCCACAGCAUUGUGGAUAUCAGAAAAGUCUCUUUUCUUGCCUUCAUUACGACUUCACUUCCCCAGUGUUGAAAUAGCCAUACUUUACCCUUUAUACAUGUAGGUACUUCCCAGAUGGAGGUCAUUCAGAACCUUUUGAAAUGAUUUUUGCUUUUAAGAUACAGCGUGGAAAGUUAC